Molecule: messenger RNA, 2785 nt
Organism: Helicoverpa zea (corn earworm)
Lineage: Eukaryota; Metazoa; Arthropoda; Insecta; Lepidoptera; Noctuidae
Product: ATP-dependent DNA helicase DDX11
Exons: 14
Coding region: 115-2715 (866 amino acids)
Biological process (GO): nucleobase-containing compound metabolic process; establishment of sister chromatid cohesion
Cellular component (GO): nucleus
Molecular function (GO): DNA binding; ATP binding; hydrolase activity, acting on acid anhydrides, in phosphorus-containing anhydrides
Source: RefSeq, a predicted model, not a curated record
AUUCGAGACCGUGCAUCUUGGCUGAUUUUGUGUUUUUGUUUAUCAAUGACUUUAUGACGGAAACAGCCGUGUUCCUCAGUAAAAAUAUAUUUAGCAAGUAUACUAAAAAGUAACAUGGAUAUACAAUUUCCAUUUCCAUUUAAACCCUACGAUAUACAAGAGAAGUUCAUGAGAGAACUUUAUUUAACUUUGGAACAACAGCAACUUGGAAUUUUUGAGAGCCCUACUGGCACGGGUAAAUCGCUAAGCAUCUGCUGUGGUACUCUCAAAUGGCUGAAGGACAGCAACCAGAAAAUAUGGGAUGAUCUAGAAAAUGAGGUUGCAAAGCUAAAAGCAGAAAUAUCGAAUAAUACAGCUUCAGAUGACUGGCUAACAGAAGAGUACGAAAAAAUAAAGAAGAAUCAAACAUUAGUCACACUACAGUUAAAACUAGACAACAUUAAAAAACGAAAAGACCUGUUCGAUCAAAUCAAAAUUAGGGUUGCUAAACAGAAGGCUAACUCAGCUAACAAGACUAUUGAAUUUUAUUUUAAUAAGAAAGACAAAAGAGAAAAGGGUGACAAUGAUAAAGAAAAUGUUGUGGAAGAAAAAGAGGAUACAGAAGAAGAUAGAGAUCUUAUUCUAGAAGAAUGUGAGGACAAAGAGGAUGGAGAUUCCGAGGGUGAAGAAAUUGUUGAAGAUCAUGAUGACGUUACAAAAAUAUACAUAAGUAGCAGAACACACAGUCAGCUAUCACAGUUCAUCGGUGAAAUCAAAAGGACAGUCUUUGCAGAAGAUACAAGAGUGGUCACCCUAGCUUCUAGACAACACUACUGUAUUAACUCUGAAGUUAAUAAGCUGAAAAAUGUUAAUCUUAUUAAUGAAAGAUGCUUAGAUAUGCAGAAAUCGAAAACGAAAUCAACCUCAGUAGGUGAGGAGGGCAAGGUACUAAAAAGGACUAAGACAAGAUCAUGCACAGCCUGUCCGUACUAUAAUCAGACAAACAUAACUCGUUUGAAGGAAAGAAUGCUGGUAGAUAUUCUGGAUAUGGAGGAUUUAGUCAAAUGUGGCAAAGAGUUGAAGGCCUGCCCUUAUUACGCUUCUAGAAUGGCAAUGGACGAUGCUGAGGUAGUCCUAAUAAGUCACGCAGGCAUAGUAAGUUCAGGUGCCCGUUCCGGCAUAUCUCUAAAACUACAGAACAACAUACUAAUACUAGAUGAGGCCCAUGGUUUAACAGCAGCUUUAGAGAACGCCCACUCAGCGCCCGUGACGUUCAAACAACUGAGCUCUGUGAAGACAUUCUUGCAGUUUUAUAUCAAUAAGUAUAGAGCGAGAUUGAGUAGUAAGAAUUUGUUGACGUUGAACCAGAUUAGUUUUGUGGUUGGGAAGCUAUUAGGCAUGAUAAAACCCAAACCAACUGAAAAGAAGCAAGACGAAACUACAAUAUUCACCCUUGAAGACUUUGUAAUAAAGGCUGAAAUUGAUCACAUGAACUUACGACCAUUAGUAGAAUUCUGCAGAAACACUAGAUUAGCUCCUAAACUCCACGGUUUCUCUAUGAGGUACAGUCAGCAAGCUCUUGAAGAGGAGAUGAAGAAAAGUACGGUCAGCAAAAAGAGUUCUUUUGAAAUGUUCAUGAGUAAUAUUGCUAAGAAAAAAGAUGGGGAGAAAGUUGAAGUUGUUGCUGAAGUGAAACAAAAUGUAGCACCAGUUCAAGUGCCAACAGAAACAUCAGCAGGCAGUGGGUUGUACGCGAUCCUAGAUUUCCUAGAAAUGCUCUGUGACCGCAGCGAGAACGGACGAGUGUUCGCACAUAGGGACAGUGGACUCAAGUAUCUGUUGUUGAACCCUGCUGAACAUUUUGCUGAUGUUGUGAAGGAAUGUCGAUCUGUGAUAGUAGCAGGUGGUACAAUGGAGCCUAUAUCAGAAUUUAAAGCAUUACUCACCACAAACUCACGCACAGAUGACAUAGUCAAUAUAGUGAGAUGUGAACAUGUAGUACCUUCAGAUAAUGUAUUAGGAGUUUGUCUAUCGAAGGGACCUACCAAUGUCAGUCUUAACUUUUCGUAUGAAAAUAGAAUGUCUAAUGAAUUGCUCAGCGAAAUAGGUCGGAUUCUUCGAAACAUCAGCAGCAUAGUACCGGGUGGCGUUGUAUGCUUCUUACCGUCGUAUUCCUACGAACAAACAGUCUAUGAUCAUCUCAAGAACAGUAAAGUUCUAGAAGCUAUUACUAAGAAGAAAUCCUUAUUCCGUGAACCGAAGUCCGCUUCUGAUGUUGAUCAAGUGUUAAAUAAAUUCGCAGCAGCAGUAAAAUGCAAAGAUGGAGAUCGCAAUGGUGCCUUAUUGCUGAGUGUUGUUGGUGGUAAGCUCAGUGAAGGACUGAAUUUCAGUGACGAUCUAGGACGAUGUGUAAUGGUAGUAGGCAUGCCGUACCCUAAUGUGAAAUCACCAGAACUGCAGGAAAAGAUGAGCUAUUUGAACAAAACCGCAGGCGGGGGCGCCGGCAGCAUUUAUUACGAAAACCUUUGUAUGAAAGCCGUCAAUCAAUGCAUUGGUAGGGCAGUAAGACAUGCAAAUGAUUAUGCCUGUGUUCUAUUAGUUGAUGAAAGAUACUCAAGACCUCAAACUAUGGCAGCAUUGCCUUCAUUUGUUCAGAAAUCGCUGAUAUCAAAUUGCAAUUUCGGAACAACAAUUGGAAGUGUAGCAAAGUUCUUUGCAAGACAUAAAGAAAAAUAAAGCAUCAUUAGUUUUAAUAUUGCUAUUUAUUGUUAAACAAAAUGUGAUAAAUAAAAUAGAAUUUUUCAAA